AUGCUGCGUGCCACUGCCACUGUCCCCGGUGUCCACGUGGACCUCUUGCGUAGUGCCCUUGGUAACCAAGCUCUUACCCACAACCGCAGCUUUAGAUUCUCCCGAGUGGGGGAUGAAGGGGUACCAUCCAGGCAGCAGUGUCCACCAGGCUUCCCUGGCUGCGAGGCUGCGAGGCCCCCCACAGAGGGCACUGCCCACCAGACCACACCACUGGCCCUGAUCGAAGAAGAUCCAAACCUUCCAACAGUGGCUGCCACAACAGUCUCCACCUGGGUUGCACAAAUAAUGUUUGGCCUAAUUCAUAGUGCACUGGGGAUGCUCUGGUUCUUUUUGUACUAUCUAGAGGAAGAGGAUUACAGUGUUGGUACUGUCGGUAUGAUUGUUAUCUUCUCCUACAUGUUGGCAUCUGGAUCAUUUUUCAUCAACUCAGGAUCCAGCAGUGUAAUCCAUGGUAAUGCUACAACAUGUCAGGUUAUGUUAGCAAUUGUAACAAACAUCAUAAGUAGUUUGGUGUCUAUCAUUGGUUUAAUUAUAAUGGGCAUUGAGUUUCCAGCUUUUGAAUCAUUAGGAACUGAAUACGUUUGGUCAAAUAUGGCUGGCAUGAUGCUUCUGCAGAUCUCUGCCCUAUGUACCAUGUCAGAGAUGAUCGUUGCAAUCAUAGUGGCCUACUGGUUCAGAAAAGUGUUUGAUCAAGAGAAACUCUGGGGUGAAGGUGAGUAA
Messenger RNA from Onychomys torridus (southern grasshopper mouse), 720 nucleotides. RefSeq lists its product as uncharacterized. The record is from RefSeq and is a predicted model, not a curated record. Gene Ontology annotation, cellular component: membrane. NCBI's taxonomy places the organism in Eukaryota, Metazoa, Chordata, Mammalia, Rodentia, Cricetidae. The coding region runs from base 1 to 720 and encodes 239 amino acids. The transcript has 6 exons.